Molecule: messenger RNA, 483 nt
Organism: Solanum tuberosum (potato)
Lineage: Eukaryota; Viridiplantae; Streptophyta; Magnoliopsida; Solanales; Solanaceae
Exons: 1
Coding region: 1-483 (160 amino acids)
Cellular component (GO): membrane
Source: RefSeq, a predicted model, not a curated record
AUGGUCUUUGCUGCUGGAUUAACUGUGCCAGGCGGUAAUAACAGUGAUAAUUGCAUUCCCAUAUUGCUAAAAUUGUAUGGAUUUAGGAUCUUUGUCAAUUCAGAUGCAGUGGCACUAUUCACCUCAAUAGUUUCCAUCAUUAUGUUCUUGUCCAUUGUGACAUCCCACUAUGCUGAAGAUGAUUUUCUUGUGUCGUUGCCAGCCAAGUUAUUGUUUGGACUCACAAUGCUGUUUGUCUCGAUAGUUAGCAUGCUCUUGGCUUUUGCAGCAACAUUCUUUUUGGUCUAUAGUAAUCAUAUGGGUUGGGAACCAAAGCUCAUUGCAGCUUGUGUUGGUGUUCCUGUGGCUUUAUUUGGGUGUUUACAGUAUAAAUUAUGGUUUGAUGUGGCAAAAUCAACAUAUUGGUCCAAGUUUUUCUUAGAUCGGGAAAGCACAAAUUCUCUUAACAACAGAGCCUUCAUUGCUGAUGACGGUUUCACAUAG